Cucumis melo (muskmelon) is the source of this 2058-nucleotide messenger RNA. Its product is annotated as GRAS family protein RAM1-like. Bases 1 to 2058 code for a protein of 685 amino acids. The record is from RefSeq and is a predicted model, not a curated record. Gene Ontology annotation, molecular function: DNA-binding transcription factor activity; sequence-specific DNA binding. Gene Ontology annotation, biological process: regulation of DNA-templated transcription. The transcript is spliced from 2 exons. Gene Ontology annotation, cellular component: nucleus. NCBI's taxonomy places the organism in Eukaryota, Viridiplantae, Streptophyta, Magnoliopsida, Cucurbitales, Cucurbitaceae.
AUGAUCAAUUCUCUCUGUGGAAGCAUUGGAUCCAGGAAGAGUACUAAUACUACUACUGAUCAACCCUCCUCAACUUGCACCACCAAGCAACAACACCAUCUUCCUCACCCUACUUCCCCUACGGAUUCCGUUUCCGCCAAAACCGCACCAGUAUCCUCUUCCGAUCACUUGGAGCAAACCGCCCUCACCCCGCCUAGCCUCGACUUCCCUGCUCCAAAAUUCGACAUCGAUGGCGAUAUCGAUAUCCAAUCACCCGACAACUCGGUAUGGGAUUCCUUGUUCGCUGACCAACUCGAUUGCGAUUUCAUGAUCUCGUCCCCCGCGCGGAGCUUAUCGUCGCCUCAAAACUUGAGUUUCAACUAUUAUAACUACAAUUAUGGGCAAGCAAUGAUGCAGUGUUCUCCUCCAAGGAGUUGCUCUCAAGUUGGAGCUUCAAGUAGUGUUCAAAAAGGGAAAGGACUUAGUCCACUUCAUAAAGUCUUUAAUUCACCAAGCAAUCAAUAUAUGCAAGCAAUUGAGGGAAAUAAUAAUUCUUCUAAUUCAAUUCAAACUAUUGGAGAAUUAUUGGAAGAUUAUCAGGAAGAAGGAUUUGAAACAUAUCAUCAAAACAUGAGCAAGAUUUCAGGUAUUGGAGAAUCAUUGCAAUAUUAUGAUAUAUCAACUUCUUCUCUUCCACCUAUUAUUUUUGAGGAUUUGGCUCUUCCAAAUUCUUCAAAUAUUAUUUGUGGAUCAAAUCAAGAAUCAUCAACUGUGGAGAGGGAAUUCUAUAAUCAAAUUGGAAGUUCUAAUAUUACAACUGCCUCAUUGCCACAACAAGGAGAUCAAGGACAAGAGAAUCCGCCGCAGCUGCCACCACCGUCGUUACCGCUGCUGCCACCACCUAAGCAGCCCCAAAAUCAGCUCAACCAUAGCUUGAUGGCUCCUGUUCCUGUUGGAUCUGAGCAGGAACAAGAUAGUGGACUUCAACUGGUGCACCUCCUUCUUGCAUGUGCAGAAGCAGUAGCAAAAGAAGAUUACAUGUUAGCUAGAAGAUAUCUUCAUCAUCUCAAUAGAGUUGUAACUCCCAUUGGUGAUUCCAUGCAAAGAGUUGCUUCUUGUUUCACUGAAGCUUUAACUGCUCGUCUUGCUGCCACUCUCACAACCUCGAAACCCUCUUCUUCAAUCCCUCCAUUCCCUCAAAACUCCCUUGAAAUUCUCAAGAUUUAUCAAAUUGUUUAUCAAGCUUGUCCUUAUGUCAAAUUUGCUCAUUUCACUGCUAAUCAAGCCAUCUUUGAAGCCUUUGAAGCUGAAGAACGUGUACAUGUCAUUGAUCUUGAUAUUCUCCAAGGCUACCAAUGGCCAGCUUUCAUGCAAGCCCUAGCCGCUCGCCCCGGUGGCUCCCCUUUCCUCCGAAUCACCGGUGUCGGCCCUUCCAUCGACGCCGUUCGAGAGACUGGUCGUUGCUUAACUGAGCUCGCUCAUUCUCUCAACGUCCCUUUCGAAUUCCAUGCAAUCGGCGAACAACUUGAAUCCCUAAAACCAAACAUGUUCAACCGUCGCGUUGGUGAGGCUCUAGCGGUUAAUGCUGUGAACCGUCUCCACCGUGUCCCUGGAAAGAGCCUUGGGAAUUUACUAGGAAUGAUCCGAGAUCAGGCUCCAAAUAUCGUUACCCUAGUUGAACAAGAAGCAAGCCAUAACGGGCCGUACUUCUUGGGGAGGUUUCUUGAAGCUUUACAUUAUUACUCUGCGAUUUUCGACUCACUGGACGCAACAUUUCCGCCGGAUUCAGCGCAACGGGCAAAGGUGGAACAAUAUAUAUUUGCUCCGGAGAUAAGAAACAUCGUGGCAUGUGAAGGACCGGAGCGGAUAGAACGACACGAGAGGCUCGAGAAAUGGAGGAAAUUAAUGGAAGCAAAAGGGUUUAAAGGAGUGGCGUUGAGUAGUAAUGCAGUGACACAAUCAAAAAUAUUGCUUGGUUUGUAUUCAUGUGAUGGAUAUAGAUUGACUGAGGACAAAGGAUGCUUGUUGUUGGGGUGGCAAGAUAGGGCUCUUAUUGCAGCUUCUGCAUGGAGAUGCUGA